Molecule: messenger RNA, 6468 nt
Organism: Metarhizium guizhouense ARSEF 977
Lineage: Eukaryota; Fungi; Ascomycota; Sordariomycetes; Hypocreales; Clavicipitaceae
Source: the annotation of a GenBank genome assembly
AUGUCGUCUAGCAGGGCCUCCAGCCCCGUGUCCAUACCGCCAUCUACUGCAUCACCUCCACCUUCAACCCCACUUGACAGCAGUCCGCAUGCCACGCCAGGCCCUCCGUUAUUCGAGACGGACGCUCCGCAUUGCGAAGUUGAUAUUGACUGGGGGAACAUCUGGCACUGUGGAAAACGUCUCGUAGGCGCCAAAAGAAGGCCACGUCACAAACGGGUCGUCGGCACAAAGAUCAAAGAGUCAAGGAUAUAUCGGCAUGGGGCGAAUUUAGAGCACAACGGAGUGCGUUACUGGCUUUGCAGGCUCUGCCACGAAAGGAAGAGCUACUCGACUGCUCUGUAUGCCUCAUCAGGCACAUCUCACGCCGCGAGGCACCUGCUGCGACAGCACCAAAUCACUGAAUUUGGUAAGACUCGUCCCAGUUUAGGUACCCCAUUUACUCUGGCAGCUUCGUCAGCAUCCUCUUCUUCACCUUCUUUAUCGCGGCAGGCCAGCCUAGGCUUUCAAAUCACCUCCCACUUUGAUGAAAGGGUAUGGAAAGCUCGCUUUGUGGACUGGAUCAUCCUCGAAGAUGUCACAUUCCGCCAGGCGUCAAGCGAACGGCUUAAGUGGCUAAUAGCAAACGGUGGAGAACUUGCAAGUCAACUACUACCCGAGCAUCAUACCACCGUCUGUUCGUGGAUCUGCCAAACCUUUGCCGCCCGACAGCAAACUAUCCUCAAUCUCGUCAAGAACGCGAAGAGCUCUAUUCAUUUAAGUUUUGAUCUAUGGACUGCUUCAAAUGCGUCCAAUUACAUCGGAAUCGUCGGUCACUUUGUUGACAUUGAAGGCGAGAAACGCGACGUGCUUCUGGGACUGCCGCGCCUGGUCGGCCCACACUCCGGUGAGAAUAUAGCCUUCUAUGUUAAAGAGGUGGUCGACCAGUAUGAAUUGGGCUCAAAGCUUGGGUAUUUCAUGCUCGAUAACGCCGAGAGUAACGAUACCUGCUUAGAAACGCUUGCUAGAUGGUUUCCAAUGGACGUCCGUCGUCGCAGGUUGCGUUGCAUUGGCCACGUUAUCAGCAUCAUUGUCCGGGCUGCUAUCUUCGGCUCAAACAUUAGUACCUUUGAGGCAGAGCUUCGUGGGGCCACUGAUGAAUUUAGAUUCGAAGUCUGGGCCAAGAAAGGAGCUAUCGGUAAGCUCCAUAACCUUGCUACCUACAUCCGUCGGACAGAUCAGCAACGACAGGCUCUUCGGCAAUUGCAAACCGAGCUCGCAGGUGAUGAUACCAUUUUUACUUUUGAAAUCAUUGUUGACGGCAAGACACGCUGGAACUCCAUUUAUAUGAUGAUCAAACGCGCACUCGAGCUUCGCAGCGCGAUCGAGCUCUAUCAAUCCCGCUGGCAAAAGCCCAGAAACGACCCUAAUCACCGUGAUCUAACAAAAGACUUUCUCAACGCUGCGGACUGGGUUAAAUUGGAGCGUUUCUACGAGUUCCUGAAACCGUUUUACAUCCUUACAAAGACAAUAGAGGGCAAUGCUAAUAAACCGGGGGCAAAAGGCGGCCACGGUGCCGUGCGGGAGACUUUGAAGACGAUGGACUACCUGUUUAUUAAAUUCAAGCAGGCUGCGUACGAAACUCGACUUGAAGAUGCCUCUCAUUUUAAGUCUGGUAUUGACUGCGGGUGGGCUAAGCUUGAAGACUACUACGUCAAGUCGGAUAGGACACCUGUCUACCGAGCAGCUCUAGCGCUACAUCCUUCUUACGGAUACGACUACUUUGAGAGGCACUGGAAGAAGGCCAUGGGUAAGCCUCAAUGGUAUAAUGACAUGCAGUCGGCUGUCAGUGAUCUGUUUGAUGAAUACCGGCGGCACGCUGAAGUCGAAACGGAAGCUCAGACUGGGUUUUCGGAAGAUGAUGAUGGCAUCGAUACUGAUGCUAAUGAAUACAGCUCGUUUGGGAAGAGGUCAAUCAGCUCGCUGAAUGCACAGCGGAAGAAGGCCAAGGCAGUUAGCGAGCUUGACAGAUUCCAGACACGGCAAAUCUAUGCCGAGGAUCUUGACGUUGCGAGCCCUCUGGAAUGGUGGAGGCGACAUCAACAUGAAUAUCCAGUCUUGUAUCGGAUGGCGCUAGAUCUAUUCUCUAUUCCUGGAAUGAGUGCUGAAUGUGAGAGAGUGUUUAGCCAGACAAAGAAGAUGAUCACUGACGAGCGAAACCAACUGUCUCCAGAGGCAGUGGAGGCUGAUCAACUUCAAAAGCACUUAGUCGAUAGCGGAUGCUCCGCGCGGGCAUUCGCCGACCGCGGCUUUAUUCGCACUAAUAAGAUCCAAACCGAGAAGCUACCAAAGCCACGCACCCUGAUCCUCGCCGAUGGGAAAGUCGCUGACAAUAUUACCCACUACGUCAUCCUCCCCGUGAGUAUGGGGAACCACAUCGAACCUUGCGUCUUCUUUAUUACCACGCUAUCCCCAGACACUCCGCUUAUUUUUGGACUCCCCUGGCUCCAACGUCACAACCCCACAAUCGACUGGGCGAGAAUGACUCUACUUUUCCAGUCACAGUAUUGCCUCACUCGCUGCUGUUCUACACCAUGUUUCGCACCGACAGUACCCAGUGCCAGGCCCAGGCCGCACGAUACUGCGUCACCUACCGAGUCCCAGCCCCCCCGCCAGCGGGAUCAGGCCUACAUCGAGGACACUGAAGAUGAAGGUUACGGGAGUGGUGAUUCUACACGAACCGCUUCCUCCUACCGGCCGCCUUCUAUUGAAGACAGCGACGACGAGGAGCCCCACCCCAAGGGAAGAGUGGAACUAGAUAUCCCUCAGACUCUCACUCCCGGCCAAGACCACUACCGCACUUUUCGGCCGAACCGCCCCCGUUUUCCGCUGGAGCCUGAGACCCGGGCCCGGAUGAUCCCCAACAGGCCACAGUUAAAGCCAGCAGCCGUCACCCUGAAGGCAGGCAGUCGGCGCCCAGUACACCAGGAACAUCAUGCUCCGCCAAUGCCGCAGCUCAGCGUGCCAAUUCCACCCACGCCGAAUGGGACGUGUCCGCCUGAUCCAUAUGACCGGCCUGAUCUGUCUGAUAUCAAGAUGUUAGCCGCCACCAACUUUCUCCAGUUCUGCAAAGGCGGCGCGACCCAGUGUAUGAAGAUCACAUGGCCCGAACUCGACGCUAUCCAGACGGAACCUCCCUUGCUAAAACUCCCCGACUUGCCAGAGAGCGUGUUCCACAAUAUCCUCGAAAAACCCGGAGACCACGCAGCCAUCUCCCAACUAUUCCCUAGUGCGUUCCACGAUUUCCUUGAUGACUGCUACAGUCAGGAACACCUGCGACGCGUGACGGACGCCGACAUUGAUAAGUUCUUGAAAGGGAAACCGGACCUCUCCCACGAAGACAUUAAAGCAAGGCUUCCUGAGUGGCUGCAAGAUAAAAUAACUGGGUUCCUGACCCAUCUAGCGAAUGAAUUACCUCCACGACGCGGUUGGGAUCAUACAAUCGAACUUAUCCCCGGCAGGGAGCCCCCAUACCAGAAGAACCGCCCGUUAUCCCCUAGAGAGCUACUUGUUGUUAGGAAGUGGCUUGAUGAUAACCUGUCUAAGGGAUUCAUCCGUGAGUCGCGCGCCCGAUGUGCAGCACCCCUUCUCCUGGCCGCGAAACCCGGUGGUGGCGUACGUAUCUGUCAGGACUACCGCGGACUCAACUCGGUCACAAUCAAGAACAGGUACCCGCUGCCGCUGAUCCGCGAAACCUUAGACGCGCUCUGCCACGCCAAGUACUAUACAAAGCUGGAUGUUAUCGCUGCCUUCAACAAGCUACGCAUUGCCGAGGGGCACGAGUGGAAAACCGCAUUCAUCACACGAUUUGGCCUUUUCGAAUCACUGGUCAUGCCUUUCGGUCUCUGUAACGCCCCCGCUUCGUUCCAACACUAUAUCAACCAUACUCUGUACGACCUGCUCGAUAAGAUCUCUAGUGAUGGAAUCCAGAUGGACCCAGACAAAGUGGCGACGGUUACUGGGUGGGAGAAGCCCGCCAACGUGCGCGAACUCCAACGUUUCCUCGGAUUCGCAAACUUCUACCGCCGCUUCAUACGGGAUUUCUCCUCAAUCUGCCGACCCCUGAACGACCUCCUACGGAAAGAGUCAGCCUGGCGCUGGGCCGAACAGCAGCAGCACGCCUUUAUGCAACUGAAGACCGCGUUCACCACAGGUCCCGCCCUUGCCUUUUUUGACUACAACCGGAAAACUGUCCUGGAAACAGACGCUUACGAUUGGGCCUCUGGUGGAGUACUGUCUCAGUAUGACGAUGAUGGCAGCCUACGACCUGUUGCGUACUUCUCUUCUAAGCACUCCGCAGCCGAAUGCAAUUACGAGAUCUAUGAUAAGGAACUACUCGCUAUCAUCAAAGCCCUAGAAGAAUGGCGACCGGAGCUCGAAGGGAACGCGUCAGAGUUCGAGAUCAUGACAGACCAUAAGAACCUCGAGUACUUCACAACAACCAAGGUUCUGAAUCAGCGUCAGGUUCGCUGGUCCAAGUUCCUCUCCCAGUUCAACUUCCGCAUCAUCUACCGUCCAGGGUCCAAAGCCGUUCGACCAGACGCUCUUAGCCGCCGAUCCCAGGAUAUGCCGUCCAAAUCUGACGUUGAGGACGAUCGCCUGAAACAGCGAAGGAAGACCCUGCUGCCCCGGGACAGGUUCGACCCGUCCGCUCUCGCAGACUUACUCGGCGACAUUGAUGACACGACUCCCAUGGCAGCGGCGCCCGUGACCACCCUUGCCCCGGAUCUGGAGAGACCCAUUGACGACAUUAUUGACCAGGCAUAUAACAACUCCGACCUCGCCCAGACUAUGCUGACAGCACUACGAGACCCCAGCGUCAAACGUUGGCCCAAAUCGAUUCGCAGAGAGCUACGAAUAGCCAUGCAGGACUGCAAAGUCCGGGGUAACCGGAUUUACUACCGGGACCGCCUGUUUUUACCCCCCACCGACGAAGCCAAGAUCCAAGUUAUCUACAGAACGCACUCAUCGGGACCAGGAGGGCAUCCUGGCCGUGUCAAAACACUCGACUUAAUCACGCGGACAUAUUGGUGGCCACGAAUGUCACAAGAUGUCGAGAUCUUCGUAAAAGGAUGCGACCUCUGUGUGCGCACGAAGACAUCCCGUUCUGCCCCGCCUGGAUUCUUACAACCGCUUCCCGUCCCGUUUCGUGCCUGGUCAGAUAUCUCUGUUGAUUAUAUCACGCCCUUGCCUGACUGUAAACGCUUUCAGUCUGUGUAUAAACAUAUCCUGGUAAUUGUGUGUCGUCUGACUAAGAUGCGCCACUUUAUCGCCACGCGAACCCUUAACUCUGAUGAGCUUGCCGACGCGUUUGUGAGUAGAGUCUAUGCGUUACACGGAGCCCCAGACAACAUCGUCUCCGACCGUGGCCCCCAGUUUGUAUCCGAAUUCUGGAGACAGCUAUCCAGACGACUUGGUAUUUCCCUGAAGCAUUCUUCGGCCUACCACCCCGAGACAGACGGUCAGACAGAGCGCAUGAACUCAGGGGUAGAGCAGUACCUCCGCGCGUUUAUGAGCUUCCACCAAAACGACUGGGUGGACUGGCUUCCGCUGGCUGAGUUUGCCGCGAACAAUGCCACAUCAGACACAACUGGCGUCUCGCCGUUCUUCGCAAACUAUGGCUUCCAUCCGCGCCUUGGCAUAGAACCUGCAGAUCCAUGCCCGCCGAACCUCUCCAUGGCACAGAGGAGAGGGUUUUAUAAGGCUAACACUGUGGCCGAGCGAUUCGAACGGAUCCUCGACCAGCUCCGCGCCCUAGCCCAGCAGUCUAUCAACCGAUAUGAACGGAAUGCCAAUGAGUCCCGCACGGAGUCUCCUAUAUACCAUGUCGGUCAGGAGGCAUGGUUGAGUACCAAAUACCUUAAGACCAACCGACCAAUGAAGAAAGGGGAUGAUAAGUGGACGGGACCUUAUGAGAUCCUUAGUGUGUACCCACGCGCAUGUCGCCUCCAACUGCCCGACCGCAUCCGCAUAUUUCCCGUGUUCCACAACUCACUGUUGCGACCAGUCUCUACAGACGAAGACGGGAACCGCAUAGGGCUCCCUGGCCAGAGCGAGAUUAAUGAAAACGAGUCCCGGAACAUCCGCGGCCGCAUCCUCGAGCGGGACGACGAAACGGAAGAGGUGGUAGAGAAAUGGUUAUUUGAUUCGAUCCUUGACUGCCGUAAUAAGGACGGCUUACAGUAUCUCGUCAAGUGGAAAUACCAUGCCCCAAGCUGGCAACCAGCAUCAGAUCUGAAGGGACAGGACGACACACUCCUAGAAUUCCACCGCGAGCAUCCUGACAAGCCCGGCCCUGCUACCUGGGUGAAGAAACCCCCAGCUCAACCAAGACGAAGCCUCCGCCUACGACGAGUACCACUUCCAACGGUGAAAGGAGUAUCCUUCGCAGCGACACAACUGGUGAAGCAGAUCGGGGUCCAUUUUCGGUAG